Lathyrus sativus (Indian pea) is the source of this 585-nucleotide messenger RNA. NCBI's taxonomy places the organism in Eukaryota, Viridiplantae, Streptophyta, Magnoliopsida, Fabales, Fabaceae. The record is from the annotation of a GenBank genome assembly.
AUGAUCGAGGGAGAUGAAACAACUCUUACAGCAACAACCAAGGAACAACCAGGUGAAGUGAUGGACAGAGAUAAGAACAACGAUGAUGGAAGUGAGCAUGACAACAACCCCAAAGAGUGGUUAAACCUGAGCCUAGGAGGCACUUCACUCUCAACAGCUGAAGACUCUGAUUCACAAUCAAGACCAGCCAAAGUUUUUUCUUGCAACUUUUGCAUGAGAAAGUUCUUUAGUUCACAAGCAUUAGGAGGUCAUCAGAACGCUCACAAAAGAGAAAGAGGUGCAGCCAGAAGAUAUCAAUCUCAGAGUCAGAGGACAGUGGCACUAAUGAGCUUGUCAAUGAGCAAUCCAAUGUUUCGAUCACUUGGUGUCCAGGCUCAUUCACUAGUGCAUAAGCCAUGUAGAGGAGGAACUAUGGGGGCCCCAAGCUUUCAAGAAGCAUGUGCAGCAGGGCUUGGAAUGGCAUGUACACCUUUCGCGUCUGAAUAUCAUACUGAUCAGCUGUGGCCAGGUAGCUUUCGUAUGGUUUCACAACAGUCCCAGCCACCACAGGAAUCACACAAGCUUGAUUUAGAUCUCAGACUCUGA